AUGGCUGAAUGGCUGAAAAAUCAAUACGAUAUUAAUUUUAGAAGUAAUAUUAUUAAUGUGUCAAUGAUUAAAUCGUUUUUCAAAAAAACUAACGACAAUAGUGAUGCUAAUCAUAUUUUGAUUGAAGAUUGUGAUUAUUAUGGUGCAAAGAGGACUUGUAUAAGUAAUAAUAAUAGGCAGAAGCAGUCAUCAGUUCAUACCAAAGCAAUAGUUAUAUUUAAAAAUAAUAUCAAUUCUAAUAACGACAUUAAGAAAAAUAAUGUUAAUAUUAAAUUUGUGGAAAACGAGAAAACUGUAUGGAGGAGAUUGAGUUUGCAGAGUUUUAAAAAAAGGAGGCAGAGGAAGAUUGAAGAAAAAUCUAAACCAAUGAUACCUCUUGUAUUGCGGACUUACGAUAAACGAGGGGAUGUAAUUGUAUCAAGAAGCAAUGAUGAAUGCUGGUACUAG
Messenger RNA from Ceutorhynchus assimilis (cabbage seed weevil), 447 nucleotides. The record is from the annotation of a GenBank genome assembly. Lineage: Eukaryota; Metazoa; Arthropoda; Insecta; Coleoptera; Curculionidae.